UGUUGCUGUGUCUCUCAGAGGAAACUUUUCACCUCGUGCAGCAACAAUGAGUUCAGUUCAGGCUUUGAGAGAGUUUAUCAACCAGCGACUAACUGCUGCUGCUGGAGAAAUAUUCACCGUGUUUCAACAAACUCUCGUCCAUUUCGAGGAGGAGAUUUAUCGACAGAGAAAACUGCUGGAAAUCAAACGGAAAUCUCAAAUCAGCGGAGAUCAAACAGAGAGUCCACAGCAACACAUUGGUCACCAGAAGACGAGCUCCAGUCUGGAGCAGGAGGAACAUGAAGCUCCACACAUUAAAGAGGAGGAGGAUGUUGUUGAGGUGACUGUUACUGAUGCUGAAGGAGACGAUUCCCACCACUCUGUGAGAGACUUGACCACCCAGAGACUAACUGCUGCUGCUGAGGAGAUAUUCACCCUGUUUCAACAAACUGUGGUUCAGUACGAGGAGGAGAUUGGUCGUCAACACAGAAUGCUGGAAGUCAACUGGAAUCCUCAAAUCAAGUUAACCAGAACAGAGCUCCAACAGGACCAUGACUGCAGAGAGGAGCAGCUCCGUAAACAGGAAACAAACUACUGUCUAGGACAGGAUGAGCCAGAACCUCCACAGAUAAAACAAGAAUCAGAACUUCCACAUAUAAAACAAGAAGACCCAGAACUUCCACAUUUCAAAAAUGAAGAACCAAAACCUCCACAGAAAAAAGAAGAUGAACCAGAACCUCGGCACAUCGAAGAGGAAGAACCUGAACCUCCACAGAUAAAACAGGAAGAACCAGAACCUUCACAUAUCAAAGAAGAAAAAGAAGAACCAGGACUUCAUCAGUUUAAGGAGGAGCAGGAGGAACCAGAAUCUUCACAGACUGAGGAACACGAGGAACUCAGUUCCAGCCAGAAGGGAGAACCAUUUAUUCUGAAGGUUGAAAGUGAAACCUUUAAGGUUCCUUCUGUUGAGGAUCAAAGUGACCUGAGUGAACCAGGAGUACCAGAGACUGAGCAGUUCCUCUCUCAGGACUCUGAAGUCCACCAUGUGAAAAGACACACCGACUCAGAAUCAACUGGAAAUGCAAAGCUGAAAAAAGUCAACGUGUUUCAUAGAAACAGUGUGAACAGCUUUCAUGUUUCAGAGAAGCAGGCUGAAUGUGAAAAGCUUCUUUGUGAAGAAACGUGUGAGAAAACCGACCAUAAAAAACAUCAGUUUUGUCAGAAAGUCGAAAAGGUCAGUGAUGAGAAGAUACUUUAUGGCAUAUGUGGGAUAAGUUUCAGUCAACCGAGUCUUUUUUUGGUCCACAUGGGAACUCACACAGGUGAGAAGCCUCAUUCUUGUGGAACAUGUGGAAAAAGUUUCAGGCGACAGAGUCAUUUAUUGAUCCACAUGAGAAUUCACACAGGUGAGAAGCCUUACUCUUGUGAAAUAUGUGGCAAAAGUUUUAGUCAGCAGAGCGUUUUGAAGGUCCACAGGACAAUUCAUACAGGUGAAAAGCCUCAUUCUUGUGAAACAUGUGGCAAAAGUUUCAGGAAACGGUAUCAUUUGUUUGUCCACAUGAGAAUUCACACAGGUGAGAAGCCAUAUUCUUGUGAAACAUGUGGCAAAAGUUUCUCUCAACGGACCCCUUGGUUGCGCCACUCAGGAACUCACAUCGGUGAAAAGCCAUAUUCUUCUGAAACAUGUGGCAAAAGUUUCAGUCAGCAGAGUGUUUUGAACGACCACAAGAGAAUUCAUGCAGGUGAGAAGCGUCAUUCUUGUGAAACAUGUGGCAAAAGGUUCAGUCAACAGGGUUAUUUGAAGGUCCACAUGAGAAUUCAUACUGGUGAGAAGCCUCAUUCUUGUGAGACAUGUGGCAAAUGUUUCCGUCACAAGUCUACUUUGAAGAACCACAUGAGAACUCAUUCACAUAAGAAGUGUUAAUCUGAGGGACUUGAGCAAAUGUGGCACAAACUGAGCCUUCUGAGGAGGUCUGAGGCCUCCUCAGAGAGGGGACAACGGAAGGCCAAGACAAGCAUCACACAUGCACACACAACCAAAUG
Messenger RNA from Salarias fasciatus (jewelled blenny), 2022 nucleotides. Its product is annotated as zinc finger protein 436-like. NCBI's taxonomy places the organism in Eukaryota, Metazoa, Chordata, Actinopteri, Blenniiformes, Blenniidae. Gene Ontology annotation, biological process: regulation of gene expression. The coding region runs from base 47 to 1903 and encodes 618 amino acids. The record is from RefSeq and is a predicted model, not a curated record. Gene Ontology annotation, cellular component: nucleus. The transcript has 3 exons.